This is a messenger RNA of Plasmodium berghei ANKA, 846 nucleotides long. RefSeq names its product vacuolar protein sorting-associated protein VTA1, putative. The transcript has 7 exons. Bases 1 to 846 code for a protein of 281 amino acids. Gene Ontology annotation, biological process: late endosome to vacuole transport via multivesicular body sorting pathway. NCBI's taxonomy places the organism in Eukaryota, Apicomplexa, Aconoidasida, Haemosporida, Plasmodiidae. The record is from RefSeq and is a predicted model, not a curated record. Gene Ontology annotation, cellular component: multivesicular body.
AUGGAGGAAAAUAUGGAAAAAAAUAAGAAAGGAGAAAAACCAAACAUGAAACAAAUUAAGUUUAUUUUAAAAAAAUCAGAAGAACUUGAAAAAAAACAUUCAUUAGUUUCUUUCCUAUGCGUUCUAUACGUUUCUGAGAAAUUAAACGAUUAUGUAAAAAAUAACUACAGUGACAUAGAGGCAAAAGAUCUUUUAUUAAACUGUGUGAAGAAAGCUGAAGAAAUUAGACCAUCUUUUGAUUUGAUCGAUUAUAGCAAAUUAGCUGAUUUGUGUAAACAAUUAUUUUUAGCAGCUGAUAAAAAUGAUCGAACUGAUGAAAUAACAAACAAAACAAUACAUAUGUUUUUCACUGCGCAAAUAUUUUAUGAAAUAUUAAAUCACUUUCAAGCAUUAAAUAAUGAUGAAAAAAAAAAAUAUUUAUAUGCUAAAUAUAAAACAAUUUAUAUAAAGAAAUGUUUUGAUAAUAAUAUAAAACCUGAGCCUGGGUCGCCAAAAGCAGAACUAGAACAAGACACAUCAGAAAAAUUAUAUGAGGAAAUGCCAAUAAACCAAGAAAACAAAAAAGAAGACAUAGAAAAAGAGAAAAGUGAUGAAGAAAACAAAUGGGUAAAAGAUGAUAUUCUUUGGGGUGCAGAAGAAAAUUAUUUAUUUUCAAAAAAUGAAGAUUCAAAUUUGUUAUCUAAUAAUACAGAUAAUAAUAAAAUAGGUGAAAACAAUAAAAAUGGGAAAUAUGUAGAUAUUUCUCAAAGCCUGAAGCACUCUCAAUAUGCUACAAAUGCUUUAAUGUUCGAAGAUGUAGUUACAGCAAAGAAGGAAUUAAAGAUUGCCUUGUCAUAUUUGGAAUAG